UUUUCAACAGUCCUGUAAAGGUACAUCUGCAUAUAUACUAUACACCAGAUGUAGCAGUGUUUUACUGUGCGCAACUUCAAAACGCUAAUUUACCUCAAAAUACAAUAACGUCGGGCUUCUAGUACGAUAGUGAAAAAAAAAAAUGCCACGUUGCCACUCUGUCUUGAACGCAACACUCAGACCUCAGAGCCAGCAUUCCUGUGCAAGUACAAAUGCAAAAGUAAAGCUCCAACAAUGGCAGAGCCACCACUUUUCAUUAUGGACAAUCAGAUUGCUCGUGUGUUACAAUACCGAGAUCUGAUCCCUCGUCUGGAGGAAGCUUUGGCCAAAUUUUCCACAAGAGAUCCUGCGGAAGUAAUCCAGCCUGUGAGGACCACUCUGCCUCUGCAAAAAUUUAACGGUAACCUGGGAUUGAUGCCUUCUUACAUGGAAAACGAUGGAGUCCUGUGCACAAAGUUUGUGUGUUUCUACAACCGGGAGAAAGGCUCCGAAUUACCAACAGUUCAGGCCACAGUGGUGCUGUUGGACCCUGAGAUUGGAAGCGUGAAAGCUGUGAUGGAAGGAAAUGUCAUCACAUGCAUGCGAACGGCUGCUGUGUCCGCCAUCUCUGCAAAGUUGCUGAUGUCUCCCCAAGCGGAGGUGAUGGCCAUCUUGGGAACCGGCCAACAGGCCCUGAGUCAUUAUAAUGUGUUCACUGAGAUGUUUUCAUUCAAAGAGGUGCGAGUGUGGGGCCACAGGAAACAAGGGAUGGAGAAGUUUCGAAAGUCCGUCACCGGACCUGUGAGCGUCUGCGACUCAGCAGAGAAGGCAGUGAAAGGAGCAGACGUCAUUGUGACGGUAACCACAAGUUCAGAGCCGGUGCUCUUUGGACGCUGGGUCAAACAAGGAGCCCAUGUGGCAGCAGUGGGAGCUUGCCAACCAAACUGGAGGGAGCUGGAUGACGUGCUGAUGGCGGAGGCGGUGGUCUAUGUUGACAGCAGGGAGGGAGCCGUGACCGAGUCUGGUGACAUCCUCCUUUCUGGGGCAGAGGUGUUUGCAGAGCUUGGGGAAAUCAUCAAUGGAAGAAAACCUGCGCUCAGAGAAAAGACGACUGUGUUUAAAUCUCUGGGAAUGGGUCUUCAAGAUGCAGUGAGUGCCAAGUUAGUGUUUGACCAAUGGAAAGCCAGUCAAGUAGUUUGAAGUCAUCCCUGUUUAAAGAUCAUUCAUUGCAUGGCUAACAAAUUACUCAAACAAUCAUAAUGUGAUUGCAUUUUUGAUGUCUUUAUUUACUUAUAAAACAUGUCAAAUCAUACUGUAUUAAAGCAUGUGUGCACAAGUGAGCGGAACUGAAAACACUGUUAAAAUGAGCCCAGAUUUGAUCAUUGCUGAAUUAAAAAUAAAACCGUUACAGCUGAAGAUCACACUGUACGACACUCACUGGCUCAGAAUGAAACAGCAAUAUGUGGGAUCUGAAUGUCAUGACAGGACUAAAAAUUCAAAGUGAAAUGUUAACCACAAGAAAGCAAUAAAGUAAAACAAAACAAAAGCAGAGCA
Molecule: messenger RNA, 1533 nt
Organism: Nerophis ophidion (straightnose pipefish)
Lineage: Eukaryota; Metazoa; Chordata; Actinopteri; Syngnathiformes; Syngnathidae
Gene: crym
Product: crystallin, mu
Exons: 8
Coding region: 235-1179 (314 amino acids)
Biological process (GO): thyroid hormone metabolic process
Cellular component (GO): cytoplasm
Molecular function (GO): thyroid hormone binding
Source: RefSeq, a predicted model, not a curated record